AUGUCCGCGAACGACGUCCACCGCAGCGUGUGGGGGAACUUCUAUGACAACGAGGUCCUCGAUGUCUCCGACCACGGCGACUCCCCUCCACCCACCCCUGCCACGCCCGCCACACCCAUCGAGGAGGUCCUCCGUUCACCCGCCCCCGCCCCUGUUAACCCCUCGCCCCCCGCCACCUUCUCACCUCUGGCACCGUCGCCGUCCCGCUCAAUCACCUUCCUCUCUGGAGGUUACUUCAAUCCCACCGACCCUGGCCUCAACAUCGGCCUCUGGUACCCACCAGCGCCCUUGUCACCACUCACGGAGCCGGACUUGGAGUUGAACGAUCGGGACGAUCGUGCUUAG
This is a messenger RNA of Dichomitus squalens LYAD-421 SS1, 345 nucleotides long. RefSeq lists its product as uncharacterized. Lineage: Eukaryota; Fungi; Basidiomycota; Agaricomycetes; Polyporales; Polyporaceae. Bases 1 to 345 code for a protein of 114 amino acids. The transcript is spliced from 2 exons. The record is from RefSeq and is a predicted model, not a curated record.